AUGUCAACCUCGGUCUCAGAUGAGGUAGCAGAGGACUACAAAAGCUCCUUGGAGGAUCUCAUCACCAAUGAUCGGUUUCAGAUCAGCAAUCUGACCGUCAUCGCCAAAGAGAAUACGGAACAUGCGGAGGCUAUCUCCAAGGUACUGGAGGAUCAUAUUCGAUCUAUCCCACCGCCGCAAAAAUUGCCCGCUCUCUAUGUAGUUGAUUCCAUUGUGAAGAAUGUUGGAAGCCCCUACACUCUCUUCCUGGGUCGGAAGAUGUUUCAGACAUUUAUAAAUGCGUACACUCUCGUCGAUUCGCAGACUCGCCGCAAGCUGGACGAAAUGCUCAAGACAUGGAAGGAGCCGGCCGCUGGCUCGUUGGAUACACGCCCGGUCUUUCCGCCCCAGAUCACCCGCGAUAUCGAAAAUGCUCUGAUCAAGGCCCGCACUGCAUUUCUGGACUCACAACGGUUAAGAGGUCAACCGGAGAUCAACCGCGGCCGUGGUAGCGUAACGCCAACGGGCUGGACCAAUAGCCCUACUCCACCGGGCAUGUCUCGACAAAACCAGGCUUAUGCUAAUCAUGGAGGCAUGGCAAGAACCGCUACACCACCUCAAGGACAACGUCAAGAUGUGGACUCGGUAGCUCUGAACCGGGACCUGGAAGCCUUGAUCGCCUCAGCACGAAACGACUUUGCGAACAGUCCUUUUAAUCCUACAACUCAGCAGCGUCUUAAAGCACUGCUUGAUCUCCAGGGCAUCAUGCAGCGGCAGCAGCUUUCUCCCGAGGAGCGGAAACUCGUUCGAAAUCAACUUUCCGCUUUUAAAAUCCAACAGCCAGCACCUAUUCAGGCUCCCAAUCCUUCAUUACAAGCCCCGGCUCCUCCAGCGUCGACACCACCAACCCAACUUGCAUCCCAGCCAUUCCCGCAGAUGCUAAAUUCCGAAACCAUCGCAGAGCUCCUCAAAGCGACUGCUGUGAGCCAACAACCCACCCCUCCUCCCCAAAUCGCCAACCUUAUGCCUACAAUGCCUCAGAUCCCUGUUAGCAAUACCCCACAACCAGCCGAGAAUCCCAUUAUUACCGCUCUCCGGUUACGAGGGCUUUUGCCUCCUGCAUCGGCCCCGCCAACAAUGGGAUCCGGGGGACCACCUCCCCCGGGAUCUCUGCCAUUCUUCAUUCCCGGUCAACUGCGAACCACGCCUCCGGUUGCAACUCCUCAGUCGACUACCCCAGUCGGCUCAUCAUCCACAGUUCCCAUGAACACUGCUUCCAUGAAGAUUCCUCGAAUGGCGCUCAUCGUUUCUCUUUACGAUGCGAAAUCGAAUCGGUGCGGAACCUGUGGCCGCCGUUUCCCGGCCACUGCAGAGGGCCGAGAAAAGAAAGCCCGGCAUUUGGACUGGCACUUCAAGACCAACCAGCGCAUGGUUGAGGCUACCAAACGAGCUCAGACUCGUAGCUGGUAUGUCGAUGAGGGGGACUGGAUUCAGUCUCGUGAGGCCGACGACGACCAAAGCACAGAAGAUGCCGAGGCCACUGCCGAAGGGACUGCAGGUGCCGAUAGUAACGACACCAAGAAAGGCCCGCCGAAGAAGUGGAUUCGUGCCCCCAACGAUGCCGUGCUGCGCAACACCCCUUGUCCCAUCUGUCAGGAGAAGUUCGAAUCGACUUGGUCCGAAGAGGUGCAAGACUGGAUCUGGCAGGACGCCGUCGCUGUCAAUGGUCGAGUCUAUCAUGCAACCUGCUACGAUGAAGUCACCAAGGAUGGCCCAGCUCCACGCAGCUUCACACCUCAAGCUCGAACAGCCACCCCCGACUCAGUGCUUGGCAAGCGUAAAGCCGAGGGCGUCGAAUCACCGGGGUCUAAUGUUCCGUUCGCCCUUGACCUUCUCCAGGACCCUGCGACUCGCGAUGCCUCCGAUAUUGCCCACCAAGUUGCCGCUGUCGCUUCUUCAUCUUCUAAGGAAAGGGCCGACCAGUUCAUCGUGGACGUUGGAAUUCCAGGACCUUGUGCAGCAUACGCAUCUUACGAGGAGCUCGUCUCUGACCCCAGCGUGGACGUCAUAUACAUUGCCACACCCCACUCUCAUCACUAUCAGAAUGCCAUGUUGGCUCUCGAGGCCGGCAAGCACGUGCUGUGUGAGAAAGCUUUUACAGUCAAUGCGGCUCAAGCCAAGAUCCUGUGUGAAACAGCUCGCAAGAAGAACCUCUUCCUUAUGGAAGCUGUCUGGACUCGCUAUUUCCCAUUGAGUAUUCAAGUACGUCAGCUGAUCCAACAGGGAGCUAUUGGUGAGGUUUACCGAGUUAUCGCCGAUACCAGUUUUAGCGAUGACCCUGAGAAUAAAUGGGGUCCUAAGAACCGUAUGGUGAACCUGGAUCUGGCAGGUGGUGUGCUAUUGGACUUGGGCAUUUACUCUCUCACCUGGGUCUUCCAAGCCCUCUACCACACUCUUCCCCGAGACCAAAGAAAGGCACCUACUGUUACUUCGCAGAUUAUACCCUAUCAUCUGACAGGGUCGGAUGAAUCCACCACUGUUCUGCUCAACUUCCCUACUUCUACACCAAGCAAUGGUCCCCAUGUCAAGCACUCACAGGGCGUGGCCAUGACUAGUAUGCGUGUCGCCAAUGAUCCAGAUGAGAAGGGUACCUCCGGUCCCCCAAUCCGCAUUCAGGGUGACAAGGGUGAGAUUCAAGUAUUCGGACCUCCCUUCCGGCCUACUCGGUAUCGGGUUAUCCCAAAGAAGGGUCUCGGAGAGAUCCGUGAUGUCGAAUGCUCGUUUCCGGCUCAGGGUCGUGGCAUGUACUGGGAGGCCGAUGAGGUUGCCCGUUGCUUGAGAGAUGUUAAGCUGGAGAGCGAUGGUAUGCCAUGGGAAGAGAGCCUUGUGAUCAUGGAGGUAAUGGAUGAGGUGCGCAGACAGGGUGGGUUGAAGUAUCCUGAGUCAAUUGAGUCGACCAAGUACCCACUGCAGCUAUAA
Molecule: messenger RNA, 2958 nt
Organism: Penicillium odoratum
Lineage: Eukaryota; Fungi; Ascomycota; Eurotiomycetes; Eurotiales; Aspergillaceae
Product: Oxidoreductase N-terminal
Exons: 8
Coding region: 1-2958 (985 amino acids)
Biological process (GO): termination of RNA polymerase II transcription
Cellular component (GO): mRNA cleavage factor complex
Molecular function (GO): nucleotide binding
Source: RefSeq, a predicted model, not a curated record